Molecule: messenger RNA, 888 nt
Organism: Echinostoma caproni
Lineage: Eukaryota; Metazoa; Platyhelminthes; Trematoda; Plagiorchiida; Echinostomatidae
Source: the annotation of a GenBank genome assembly
AUGCGCAGUCCCCGGAUCGCUAUGCAAUCUACUGCAAACACCCAGCGGGAUGCUGUAUGUCACAGUGAAUGUCUACCCGAGGCUGGCUGUUGGGGUCCAACAGCGGACAUGUGUGCGCAUUGUUGCAACCGGAAGGCCGGAGACUAUUGUGUGUCGGAAUGCACUGACCGCCCGGGUUACUACGAGGUUCGACGAUCCGAGUCACCGGUCAUUAAGCAACACACCCCGGGCUCGUGUCCCACUCUGGCCAAAGAAAUAUAUUUGUCCAAAGUGGUGGAUGUGGAUUCCAUACGAGCCGGUCGAAUGCCCGCUCAGGAGUGCAGUCGAUGUCACGAGGAAUGUGCACAAACUUGUUACGGUCCCGGACCAAAUGAGUGUCACGGUGGAUACAGUACGACACAACAGUACCAAUGUCUGAUGCGUGACUGUCCUCUGCGACACUACAUCGAAUCGUACGCGCCGAUCGAUUUCAUCCGUAAAGAACAGCUAACUGUGUCCACCGACACGGAGGAACUCGCCGGGAGCAAGUUGUCCGCCGGUUUCAUGCUUCGCGUGUGCAAGCCAUGUCAUCCGUAUUGUGAGGUGUGUACCGCGAACGGCACGCACAGUUCGAUUUGUCACAAUUGUUUGCACUGGUGGUUCAAAUCCGAAUGUGUCUUACAAUGCCCGCCAGCGGAAACCUAUACUCCCAAAGAGACCACUACGGUUGUGCCCACACUGGCUCCCGAAACCAAGGUCGGCCUAGAAGCCGGAAAGCAACGUCCAACUCGAGACAGUCCUUUCAAUGGCAAGGCAAAUAAUGCUACACUUGCAUUGGCUCNGAGGAAUGCGUCCAAGGUUGUUCGGGCCCGGAACCGACAGACUGUGCAAAGUGUCGGAAUUAUAUGA